Hydractinia symbiolongicarpus is the source of this 779-nucleotide messenger RNA. Its product is annotated as ras-related protein Rab-30-like. The coding region runs from base 67 to 762 and encodes 231 amino acids. The record is from RefSeq and is a predicted model, not a curated record. The transcript has 2 exons. Gene Ontology annotation, cellular component: trans-Golgi network. Lineage: Eukaryota; Metazoa; Cnidaria; Hydrozoa; Anthoathecata; Hydractiniidae. Gene Ontology annotation, molecular function: GTPase activity; GTP binding.
UUCAACUGCUCAUGCAAAUCUUUUUAGUCGACAUUUACAUAACAGCAUCGACAUGAUCAAAACAAAAUGGCGGAUUUUGUUUUCAAAAUAAUUGUCGUCGGGCAAGCUGGCGUAGGAAAAACAUCAAUCGUGAGACGUUUUAUCCGAAAGUCAUUUCCAGAGAACGAUAGGCCGACAAUUGGCGUGGAUAUCGGAAUUAAACUGAUAGAGAUAAACGGAGUUAAAAUACAGCUUAAAAUAUGGGACAGUGCAGGAGCUGAACGAUUUCGUAGCAUCGCAACAAGUUACUACAGAAAUGCUGAUGCAGCAAUUUUAGUUUAUGGUAUAGACUGCUUAGAGUCGCUAUAUGAUUUACAAUCUUGGGCAACUGAGGUCAAUUACCAUGGUAACAUGCUAAAAAUCUUGGUAGGGAAUAAGACUGAUUUGGAAGAAGAACGUAAAACUUCCCAAAAUAUGGCAAUCGACUUUGCUAUGCUGCAAAACAUCGAUCUUGCAAUAGAGUGCUCUGCAAAAGUUGAUGACAAUAUCGACUAUCUAUUUCAUACUAUGGCAAAAAAGCUUUUAGUUAAACACACAACACUUUAUGGCCACCCUAAAAAAGGCGUAAAUACAAACUCGGAGAUAUUGAAGUACAAUGGUGUUAGUAAAUCUAUGGAAAACUUAUUUCAAUCGCCCCAACAAAAACAGGAUGGUGAACGUAUAGAUCCAAGUGGGACAGUACCAAAGAGAAGUUUGUUUGUGCGGCUGUGUUCCAUCGUGUGAUAGAUACUUAAAACGAA